Molecule: messenger RNA, 249 nt
Organism: Insectozyma verbasci
Lineage: Eukaryota; Fungi; Ascomycota; Pichiomycetes; Serinales; Debaryomycetaceae
Source: the annotation of a GenBank genome assembly
AUGUUUAGAAAUUUAAUCAAAUCAUCAAAAUUAAUAGUUAAUACAACUAAGACACAACCAAUAAUUAAUAAAUCUGCAGCAACAACUGCUUUAUCAGCUAAAUAUAAUACAAUUGCACCAAUGAAUAAUAAUAAUCAUGAAGAAGAAAUACGAAAUGAUUCACAUACUCAAUUCAAUCAAAAAUAUAUGAAUUAUUUACAUCCUGAUUUAGUUCAUCCAAAUUGUGCUGAGUUUGCUGAUUUAUUUUAA